Penicillium maclennaniae is the source of this 846-nucleotide messenger RNA. RefSeq names its product HPP family protein. The coding region runs from base 1 to 846 and encodes 281 amino acids. NCBI's taxonomy places the organism in Eukaryota, Fungi, Ascomycota, Eurotiomycetes, Eurotiales, Aspergillaceae. The record is from RefSeq and is a predicted model, not a curated record. The transcript has 2 exons.
AUGCCUUUCGACAUUAGGGGCUGGAAUCUCGAUAUUGACCGGUUUAUUGACCCGUUUGUACCAGCGGCGAGAUGGCAUCUUGUCCCCAAGCCUGUGGCGCAUUUCUUGGGGUAUCGUGAUGAACCGGUCAAGCCAUUAGGGAAUGUCCUGACUGCCUUCUGGUCCCUGAUCGGUGCAUUCUGCGGCGUGGCCCUAGUGGCUGAAGUGUCCAAGCAAGUGCCUUCAAUGGAGGCCCGAGAUGCCCCAGAGGUUAUUGGGAGCUUUGGUGCCGCUGCAGUGCUUGAGUUCUACGCCAUCGAGUCACCUUUUGCUCAACCUCGAAAUGCAUUUAUAAGCCAGUUGUUUGCGUGUUUGAUUGGUGUUGGCAUAUCCAAGCUCUUCGCUUUGAGCUCGCACUCUGAAGAAUACACUGCGCUCGGGGGAGCUCUCGCUUGCGGCCUGACCACGGCAGUCAUGGGCCUUACAAACACCGUACACCCACCGGCGGGUGCGACGGCCUUGUUAGCUGUCACCAACUCUCAAAUAGCUGGAUUGGGCUGGUUUUUGUUUCCGGUCAUGCUGCUCGGGAUAACGCUGAUGCAAACAACGGCUUUGAUUGUCAAUAAUGUUCAGCGACGCUUUCCCACGUAUUGGUGGACAUCACAUCCUCUAUUACGUUCUCAGGAUAUCGACGAGGUGAAGAACCACCAGAAAGCCCGCUCUGAUGGGCCAAGUCGCUACGAGGCAAGUUUAACAGAUUUCCCUCGACGAGUGGUGGUUGAACGAGGGGAUUUUUGGGUUCCCGAUGGGCUUAAUCUAUCAGAACAGGAGAGACGAGUCUUGAGGGCGAUUAGUGAACGUAUAUGA